Molecule: messenger RNA, 816 nt
Organism: Maudiozyma barnettii
Lineage: Eukaryota; Fungi; Ascomycota; Saccharomycetes; Saccharomycetales; Saccharomycetaceae
Gene: IZH4
Product: Izh4p
Exons: 1
Coding region: 1-816 (271 amino acids)
Cellular component (GO): membrane
Source: RefSeq, a predicted model, not a curated record
AUGAGUAUAGAAUUAAAAACAAAUAGAUGUGUUACGCAAUACACAAACUCAUACUUAAAAUCUUUACAAAGAAGUUUGACCAUACGUACAGAUGAUACAAUUGUGAUAUGCCUAACUGCACUAGCGGCUGUUGUGUAUUUUUUUCUAUUGAUAAGUUUUACGGAUUUAUAUUUAAUUCCCAAAUAUCAUUCAACUACAAUGACAGAUUAUAUUAUUUUAAAUCUUUAUUUAGCCUCUGCAUUUCAAGCAAGUUUUCUUAAUUGGAUCUAUCAUAUGUUUAAAUCACAUUCUUCCUUAAAGGCUACACAAUGGAAAAAUAUUAAUCUGUAUGGUAUGGUAACUUAUCUAGUUUCAUCCGCCAUUAGUUUGUUGUAUUAUGGAUUUUAUGAUAAUGUGUUCUAUUUCAAAUUAUUAACGAUUAUGACAUUUCUGUUAAAUUUAAUUAUGGUCAUCUUAAUUAAUUUACAUGAUGAUAAACAUCAAACACAAUCAUAUCGUUUAUUUUUAGUAAUUUUUAUAACAAUAUUAAUUGUAAUGCCAUUAUCUGUUUCAUAUUGGCAAUUUGGUCUCCAAAAGAUUCAAAGCAAGAUCGAUUUGCCAUUAUUAUUAAUGGAAAUAAUUGGAUAUAUCAUUAGUGGUAUUCUAUAUAUUAAUCGAAUCCCAGAGAAAUUAGGUCUAUCGAGAUCAUUUACAAUUACAGGUUAUUAUACUGUUAUUAUAAUUACAAGUUUUAUUCAUUUUAAAGUAUUGUUGAAUUCUUUCGUCAUGAUGCGCAUCGGCUUAAAUAAGCCAACUUUAAUAAAUUUUGAUUCCUAG